Camelina sativa (false flax) is the source of this 1718-nucleotide messenger RNA. RefSeq lists its product as uncharacterized. NCBI's taxonomy places the organism in Eukaryota, Viridiplantae, Streptophyta, Magnoliopsida, Brassicales, Brassicaceae. The record is from RefSeq and is a predicted model, not a curated record.
UUGUUUGUGUCAAGAACUUGAUGAGAAACAGUGUACGUGCUGUUAGACAACUUUGCAGGGUCAGACCAAGCUUCCCCUUUACCACAACUUUUCACCAUUUCCAAGGGGUUUUAUGAACAGCUCUCUCUCUCUCUCUGGAAUAAUAAAAAAAACAAGAUAAUGCAAGGAUAAUCAUAUAUGCUGAUAAUGGAUCUUCAGAAAGCUUUUUCUUCUUCUUGAGUGUCCAAACCAGGUCGCAGUUGAAAGCCACGAUCAACAUGAUAAGAAAUCUCAUUGAAACACUUCAAUGUGGCUAAUGUUAGCAGUCACCAGCCGGUGAGGCGAGUUGGAGGGUCCAUGGUCGAUGAGCAGUAUCAAUUGUGUGGAAAACAGAGAAGAAAGAUAGAAUACACUGUUUGCUGGGCGCCUAAAGUAGAGGUAAUGUAAUUUAUUCGAAUCCUUGAAAUCUAAUUAGAUAUUAUGUUCUUUUUCUCAGCCAUUGUUUCCUGCAGUAGUGGCACACCACAUCCAUUAUUUUAAUUGAAGUUUUCAACCUCUAAUUCAUAGACUAAUGCGUUUAUUUCAAAUGUUUCCAAACAUCAUGAUCAUCUAAACCUUUCCUUCAUCAUAAUCUCAUGGAAACCUUAUUUCCUUUACAUCUCCCCCAUACACGAUUUAUCCAACUUUAAAUUGCUACGUUACGUGUCUUGACUUUUAUCACUUCUCAAGAAGGAAAACGGACCAUCAUGAUCUGCACGGAGUCAAACCACCAGCGGAUUUCGUUUGCUGGUGAUCUUGGCCAAUCCGACAAAGGACCUGCUAUGGAACAACAUCAACCAUCAGGCCCGGUUCGAAGAGACACUACUCUUUUAGAUUCAUCAAACUCAGACUUCGAGUUCCACAUAUCAAGAAACUUUGAUCCUGAAGAUUCCUCACCAGCCGACGAGAUCUUUGCGGAUGGUAUGAUCCUCCCAGUCCUUCCUUUCCACGUAACCCCUGCAUCCGCCACGCCAAAACGUCUCUACAAAUACGAGCUCCCUCCUAUCGUCUCUGCUCGUUCCUUACCCUCCUCCUCUCUUCCUCUUCCGCCUUUACCAUUGCCUGAAUACUCGAGAAAAUACAGCGUGAAAGAAACUAGGGGAAGCGUAAAUGGUCGAGGGAGCAGUGUAAAUUCGGUUUUGGAAGCGGAGAAAUCAUCAAAGUCGUUUUGGAGCUUCAAGAGAAGCUCAAGCCUUAACUGCGAUAUAAAGAAGAGUCUGAUGUGUUCGUUUCCUCGGUUAACGAGAAGCAACUCCACUGGAUCAGUAACGUAUUCGAAGAGGGAAAUGCUUAGGGACAUUAACAAGCAUAGCUCGCAGAGACAUGGAGUCCCACGUCCAGGAACAAAUCCGUCAUCUUCUCCUCCACCUCUCUGCUGCAGCUCGUAUCAGUUCAGGCCACAAAAACAAGCCAGAAAGAAUGGCGGCGGAAGGGGAGGAAGUUUUUGGAUUGCUCCGGUGAUCGGUGGUCCAUCUCCUUUUGGGCUAGGAUCCAUCUUACGACUUACAAAAGAGAAGAAGAAGUAAUGACAGUGUGUGUUUUUUCCCUUCCCAAAGUAAGUAGGAGCAGUUUGAUACCAUACUCUUCUUCUUACGAACUCUUUGUUUGAUUUUGUUUACACAUUGAGAUUUAUGCAACAAAAUCCAUGUUGAUACAUUUUUUAAAAUCUGAUGUGACUCUUAUUUUUCUAGCCAGAUAAU